AUGAACCGCAAGGCUCUCAAAGCUUUGAUCUCAAAGCUGCAAUCCCGAAGCGUGGCCUUCCUCGCAUCAGCGAUGGAACCUCAUCACCCACAAGUCCAAAUGGCCUCUACUCUUCUAUCUCAAUCCGAAAAGAACAACGACGAAACAGCCGCCCUGGCAAGCUCAGCCUCCACCUGCACAGCCAGCCCAAAAGAGCUGUACUGCCAGCCGAACUACGCAAAACUCAUCCUCGAUGCAUUCUGCAGCGGCCAGCCCGUGUCCUGCAUGUGCCUGCAGAUCAAGAGCGACCGGCUGCGCGAUCAUCUCCGGGGGCCGUACCCCACCAACGAAGGAAUACAGUUCCGGGCCGACGACAUCGAAUACGUCUUCCACCUGCUCGAGGGCAUGAGCCGGUGUGAGGCCUGCCUCCACGAACUGCCGAGCAUGGCGCAGCUGCAUGGGCUCAGCAGCGAGGCGAUCGAGCGAUACCGGCUGUUCUACCAGUCUUUGCAUCGGGCUUUCUUCAGUAGGGGAUGUGAUACGCACCAUGAAGCGCUCCAAAUCGACAUGUACUGCUCGUUCGCCGUGGAGCAGAUGGAGCGGAUGGCGGCGAGUAUUGGACGGAUUGUUGAGGCGUUGAGUGCGGAGCCGCGUUUUGACCAGGAUGCGUGGUAUGUUGUGUCGAAUCAGGCAGAGCGGCUGAUGACGGCGGCCACUACGUUGCAGGAUCGGACGGAGCAGGCUGCUCGAGUCUGA
Molecule: messenger RNA, 735 nt
Organism: Aspergillus aculeatus ATCC 16872
Lineage: Eukaryota; Fungi; Ascomycota; Eurotiomycetes; Eurotiales; Aspergillaceae
Exons: 1
Coding region: 1-735 (244 amino acids)
Source: RefSeq, a predicted model, not a curated record